Molecule: messenger RNA, 2639 nt
Organism: Mus musculus (house mouse)
Lineage: Eukaryota; Metazoa; Chordata; Mammalia; Rodentia; Muridae
Gene: Asb8
Product: ankyrin repeat and SOCS box-containing 8
Exons: 4
Coding region: 604-1470 (288 amino acids)
Biological process (GO): protein ubiquitination; intracellular signal transduction
Cellular component (GO): cytoplasm
Source: RefSeq, a predicted model, not a curated record
GCGCAGGCGCACUCGGCUCGCUCACACUGGCCUGCGCGCAGGCGCCCACGCACUCGGCCGGCUUGCGCUGUAAACCCCGGGGCUGAUGCGAGCCGCUUCUGCUUCCGGGUCACGCCUUGACAGCGGCUUCCCGGACCGAUCUGACCCGCGGUUCGGUGAGUGCGGCCGUGAGUGCGGGACGGUGUUGAAGCCAGCCCCCCUCCCCACCCCCAAGUCGGUGCUUCGCAGCCUGUGAACGCCCCUUAGCCGCCUGCCCGGCCUCUGUGCCUCCGGACCCGGCCACCGUUCCCGGCCUUUGCGGGUGGUGGGGGCGGGGGCUGGUCGGCGCCCCGGGGUGCAGGCUGAGACUCCCGGGACUCGCCCGGAUUGCUGUGAGCGCCCGGGGGUCCCUGCCGCAAGGGACGCAGCAGCCCUGGCCUUUGCUGCCCUGGCCCCCGCCCCUCUCCGUCCGUCUGUCCGUCCAGACCCGGCAGCUGCGAACCUCCAGCUGUCCGCGUCCUGGGAUUGGGAGCCUCCGGCCAGGCCAAGGGUCACCGCGGGGGCGAGGCCGACGCCGGCCCUGAGCAGGGCAGUUUGGAGCAUGUGAACACACUCUGAGCCUUGAUGAGUUCCAGCAUGUGGUAUAUUAUGCAGAGCAUUCAGAGCAAAUACUCCCUCUCCGAACGCCUGAUCCGAACCAUCGCUGCCAUCCGCUCCUUCCCACAUGACAACGUAGAGGACCUCAUCAGAGGGGGAGCAGAUGUGAACUGCACGCACGGCACACUGAAGCCCCUCCACUGUGCCUGCAUGGUGUCCGACGCCGACUGCGUAGAGCUCCUCCUGGAGAAGGGAGCAGAGGUCAAUGCCCUGGAUGGUUACAACCGAACGGCCCUCCACUAUGCAGCAGAGAAAGAUGAGGCUUGUGUGGAGGUCCUACUGGAGUAUGGGGCAAACCCCAAUGCACUGGACGGCAACAGAGACACCCCGCUUCAUUGGGCAGCCUUUAAGAACAAUGCUGAGUGUGUGCGGGCUCUCCUGGAGAGCGGGGCCUCCGUCAAUGCCCUGGAUUACAACAACGAUACGCCGCUCAGCUGGGCUGCCAUGAAGGGAAAUCUUGAGAGUGUCAGCAUCCUUCUUGAUUAUGGUGCUGAGGUCAGAGUCAUCAACUUAAAAGGCCAGACACCCAUCUCCCGCCUGGUGGCUCUGCUAGUGAGAGGACUUGGAACAGAAAAAGAAGACUCCUGCUUUGAGCUCCUCCAUAGAGCUGUUGGACAGUUUGAAUUAAGGAAAAACGGCAUCAUGCCCCGAGAAGUGACCAAAGACCAGCAGCUGUGUGAAAAACUGACUGUGUUGUGCUCAGCACCAGGGACGCUUAAAACCCUCGCCCGCUAUGCUGUGCGCCGUAGCCUCGGUCUCCAGUACCUGCCCGACGCAGUGAAGGGUCUCCCACUGCCAGUGUCUUUGAAGGACUACCUGUUACUCUUGGAGUAGCUUGGAGGAGGCAUUGCUGCCGUCAUGCGGACGGCUUUGGGUGAGGCUUCCUUGCCAUCCUGUCUCUUUGUUGUCAACACAGAAAAGAAGGUGUUCCUGCUGUGUGGUUUAUAGAUUUGAGGCAACACAUAACAGUGACUUAUGCAUCGCCUCCCCUCCCAUCCCAAGCAACCAAACCAAAACCAUUUACCUCACUUGUUUGCCGUGUUAUUGCUUAGUUGCUUUUUUAUAUUCAGCCCUGCAAAAGAAGUCUUCCCCGGAUCCCUUAGGCACUUCAGUCACCAGUGUAACCCAUUUCCUAGGAAGAUGUCACGUUCUCAGAGUGCACAGUUCCCUUUGGGGCCGUGCUGUAGCACGGUGACAGAGUUCCUUCUGAAAAGUUCUAGUUGAUAUGACAGCUAACAAAUGAACCCCCAGUUAACAAGAAUUAUGCUCCAAGGAUGAGUGCUUGAACUUCAGGUGCUGUGUAGACACAGAAUUUGGCAUUCAGGAGCACUUCCAUAUGGUACCCAGGGGCUAGUCAUCCAGUAGGUGGGACUUCACCCGGAUAUCUGGCUGUUCCCCUUAAAAAGAAACACUACUUCCCAGCAGUCCCAGAACUGCCAGGCCAUCCUUCUAAUGUGGCUCUUUCCCUGAAAAGUCCUGUCACUAAUGAGCUGAGCGAGCAUCCCAGCAUCCCCGCACCUCGGAUGAAGGUCUCUCUAGUAGGGGUGGGGGCCAUUGGGCCUCACUGCCCUGUCCACAGAGCUUCAUUCCUUACGAGUUUGCAUUUUGGUUUUGUUUGUUUGUUUGUUUUUGUUUUUGUUUUUUUCCUACUCUCUUGGAACCUUUGCUUUUUUAUUGAGCUGUAGAAGAUGGUGGGGUAAGUGGGGCUGGGGACAGAAUACAAAAGAGGUUCUUUGGAACUGGCCUUGCCUACCCUAAAAAGACCCAUUUCUGUGAACAAAGCUCCUCUUUUUGUGUCCUUAAACUAGAUGAAGUUGAUUUUGACCUUAAGUGAUCUGUAUGCAAGUUGGAAAGCACUUUUUAAAAAGCUGGCUGGAGACUACACCCAAAUGAAUAGGACCUUCUGACGCAGCUAACUCAAAAACGUGUGCCUGCUUUUGUUCUUUCUGUUGCUGGGAUUUGCCCAUUUGAAAAAAGAAUAAAUAAAUAAUUCUAAAAGCAAA